Molecule: messenger RNA, 1227 nt
Organism: Dermatophagoides pteronyssinus (European house dust mite)
Lineage: Eukaryota; Metazoa; Arthropoda; Arachnida; Sarcoptiformes; Pyroglyphidae
Source: RefSeq, a predicted model, not a curated record
GAAUUUCAUUAUGAUACUGGUAAUGAAAAUGAUUUUACAACAAUAUCAAUGAUUGAAACAAAAACAACAACAACAGCAUCAUCAUUAAUACUAAAGUUUGGACAAGGAAAUCGUAUAGCCGGAAUUAUAAUUUUAAUAUUAUUAAUAAUGAUAUUAAUUGUUGUAAUAUUAUUUACAAUAUUUUUAAUAUUUGAAUUUUAUAUUUAUCCAUUGAAUCAAAAACCAAGACAUGGUUUUCGUCUUCGUCGUCGUCAUCCCCGUCAUCAUGGAAAACAAGAUGGAGAAGAAGAAGUGGAAGAGGAAGUAGAAGUAGAUGAAACUGGUCAACAACAACUACAAUAUGGUGAUGUUGGUGAUGGUGAAACAUCAUCAACAACAUUAUUAUCACCACAAACAAAUUCACAAUCAUCACUAUCAUCUGAAGUGAAUAUUCAAGGAAUACAACAACAACAGCCAUCGGAUAAUUUUCAAGAACAGCCAACACCACCAUCAGCGGAGGUUAAUCUUCAAUAUCAACAACAACAACAACCGCCACCAGGAGUUAAUGUUCAAGAAUUACGAGAAGCUUUUCUUAAACAAUUGCCAUCAGUAACAGCAGCAACAACAACAACAACAACAUCGGCCAUUGAUGAAAAACAAUCAAUCAAACCAGUAUUAAAAGAACCAAGUAUUCGUUCAGCAAUUCCAAAUCAACAUGUUGCAUCAUUAGUAACAGCAUUCAAUAAACAACAACAGCCAUUAAAACAACGAAAAUCACCAAGAACCGGUAGAAAAUCACCAAAAACAGGUGGAAAAUCACCAAAAACUGGUAGAAAAACCAAACCAAAAUCCAAACCAAAGACAAAACCAAAAUCCAUUCCAAAGCUUAAACCCGAAUUAUCCAAACCAAAGUCAAUACCAAAACCUAAACCAGAUUCAUCCCAAUCAAAGUCGCAACCUGAAUUAUCAAAAUCAAAAUCCAAACCAAAGUCAAAACCAAAAUCUAAACCAGAAUUAUCCAAAACAAAGUCAAAAUCAUUUACUCCAGAAUUAUCUAAAUCAAAAUCCGUAGCCGCACCAGUAGCGCCACCGCCACCGCAAUCAUCAUCAAAAGAAAAACGAUUACAAUCGAAUUUGGAGGAUCCGAUGAGUGAUACAAUGAGUGAAACAAAAUCUUAAACCAAAAAUUACAAAAUUAGAUUUUUUUUGUUUGUUUUACAAAAAAAAUAAAUUCAGAAUUUUUAAUUU